AUGGAGGAGUGGAACACAACACUAGUAACCCACUUCAUCAUCCUAGGCUUCCCAAGCCUCCAGAAGCUGCAGCUCUUGCUCUUUUUUGUGGGCUUGAUCAUUUACCUCAUGACCUUGUCUGGACAUAUUGUCAUCAUCACGAUAGUACAUCUUGACCUCCAUCUCCACACCCCCAUGUACUUCUUCCUCAGCAACUUCUCCUUCCUGGAGAUCUGGUACAUCUCCAACAUUGUUCCCAAAAUGCUGCGGGUCUUCCUGGCCACAGACAGGUCCAUCUCAUAUGCCGGCUGCAUCACCCAGCUGUACUUUCUCAUCACCUUGGGUACUGCCGAGUGCUUCAUCCUGGCCAUCAUGGCCUAUGAUCGCUACUUAGCCAUCUGCAACCCACUGUGCUACCCAAGCCUCAUGAACAACAGGGUUUGUGUUCGGCUGGCCAUAUGCUCUUGGGUAGGUGCUUUUGUUGUCAAUGUUCCACCUCUGGUCUCCCUCUGCAAGCUGCCAUUCUGUGGGCCUAACGAGAUCAACCAUUUUUUCUGUGAUGCCCAACCCUUGCUGAAACUCUCCUGCAGGGACCCCCUUGAGGCCGAGACAGUCAAUUUCAUUGUGGCCACCAGCAUCAUUGUCAGCUCCUUCCUCCUGAUCGUGGUCUCGUACAUUCUCAUCAUUGUGACGAUCCUGAAGAUCCCUUCAAACCUGGGGAAAUGGAAAGCUUUCUCCACCUGUGGCUCCCAUUUGGCCGUGGUGGCCAUCUUCUAUGGCACCCUGAUGUUCAUGUAUGUGCGGCCAACCUCCAGAUACUCCAACGACUCAGUGAACUUCAACAAGCUGGUGUCCAUGUUCUACACGGUGGUGACGCCCAUGCUCAACCCCGUUAUAUACUGCUUGAGGAACAAGGAGGUUAAAGAAGCUCUGAGGAAAGCAGUGAUGAGAAGGUGUGUGCUGCUGCCCAAGGCUGGGAGCAUUUCUAAUGGAGGCUAG
Chelonoidis abingdonii (Abingdon island giant tortoise) is the source of this 978-nucleotide messenger RNA. Its product is annotated as olfactory receptor 6P1-like. Gene Ontology annotation, cellular component: membrane. NCBI's taxonomy places the organism in Eukaryota, Metazoa, Chordata, Testudines, Testudinidae. Gene Ontology annotation, biological process: G protein-coupled receptor signaling pathway. The record is from RefSeq and is a predicted model, not a curated record. Gene Ontology annotation, molecular function: G protein-coupled receptor activity; olfactory receptor activity.